GCGCGUAUUCAGCCCCACAGCCCCCGUGCCCGGGAGGCCAAUCACAGCACCCGGCAUUCAGCAAACGCCUCCACCUCCACAAGCACCACAAUGCCGCAGGACAGUGACAUCCAGAAGAAGAUUGACCAUGAGAUCCGCAUGCGGGACGGGGCCUGUAAGCUGCUGGCCGCCUGCUCGCAGCGGGACCAGGCGCUGGAGGCCUCCAAGAACCUGCUGACCUGCAACGCCCGCAUCAUGGCCUACAUGUCGGAGCUGCAGCGCAUGAAGGAGGCCCAGGUCAUGCAGAGGGUCGCACGCAGGUCAUCUGAUGCAGGGCCAAUGGAUGACCGACUCCCAUGCAAAAGCAAAGUAGCCAUCUCAGACCUGCGCAUUCCUCUGAUGUGGAAGGACACAGAAUACUUCAAGAACAAAGGAGAGCUCCACCGCUGUGCAGUGUUCUGUCUCCUUCAGCUGGGAGGGGAGAUCUUUGACACAGACAUGGUGAUGGUGGACCGGACGCUCACAGACAUCUGCUUUGAGAACACAGUGGUCUUUAACGAGGCCAGUCCAGGCUUCGAGCUGCGUGUGGAGCUGUACAGCUGCUGUUCGGAGGAUGACUGCUCGGCGGGCAGCACGCCCAGGAAGCUGGCCAGCAAGCUCAGCAGCUCCCUCGGCCGCUCGGCCGGCAAGAAGAUGAGGGCCGCCAUGGAACCCGGCCCCGGCAGCCCCGUCAGCAACGGAGGCGGCGCCACGCUGCUGCUGCCUGUCUCCUCCGUCCCUGGCCCCAAGUAUCACCUCCUGGCCCACACCACACUCUCACUGGCACACGUGCAGGACUCCUUCCGCACGCACGACCUCACCAUCACUGCCAACGAGGACUGCUCCUUCUGGGUGCCGCUGUACGGGAGUGUGUGUUGUCGCCUGGCGGCCCAGCCCAACUGCAUGAAUCAGCAGAUGAUGAGCGGACGCCUGAAGGUCAAGCAUGGGAACGACUCUCAAAGCUACACGAAUGUCUACGGUGUCCUUAAGGGGACAAACCUCUUCUGCUACCACCAGCAACAGGACAUGGACGCGAAUGUGGAUCCCGCAAUAACAAUCGGCAUCAACAAAGAGACGAGGAUACGAGCGGCAGAGAGAGACCCCCACAGUAAGGCCCAGAGCAUUUGCAUCAGUAACCAGUACGGUGGGGAGGAGGUGACACACACACUCCUCACAGAGAGCAGAGAGGACACACAGCGCUGGAUGGAAGCCUUCUGGCAGCACUUUUAUGACAUGAGCCAGUGGAAGCAGUGCUGUGACGAUCUGAUGAAAAUCGACCUGCCCUCGCCAAAGAAACUAGCCCCACUCACACCUAAGCAAGGCUCCCUCUACCAUGAGAUGGUUAUUGACCCGUCGGACGACAUUGGCACAGUGACGGACAUCCUAACGCGGCAGAUCCAAGAGUGGGAGCUGCGCACCCAGCUGAGGCGAGGCGCCACCACUCCCCCCGCCUGGAUGGCCCUGUUCGAGGAGGAGGGCUCCCCGCCGACCACCCCCCAGCCCAUCCCCCGCCGCCACCACCAUCAGCACCACCAUCAGAUGCGCUCACCAGCCUCCCCGUUCCUCAGCCCCGGACGCCAGCCUGGCCGCUGCGGCCGCCUGCUCUCCUCUCAGGCCAGCCUGGCGUCGGACAGCGACAGCCCCUGCAGCACGAGCCCCUGCUCUCGCCACUAUGGCUGGGCCGCCGACUCCCCUUCCUUCAUCUCCCCGUCGCCCACGCCCUCCUCUUCCUCCUCCUCCAAGACUCGCUUCCGGCCGCGUACCCUGUCGCUGGAUGCCAAGCUCAGCAGCUUACGCGGCCGAGGAUAUGGGGGAGGAGGAGGUGGAGGAGUUGGCGGUGUCGGCAGGGUCCUUCAAUGCUCCCCGCAAACCCCGGCUAUGACGUCCUCCUCUGCGGCCACCUCGUCCUCCUCCGUGGCCCCCCACCACCGCUCCCCCACCCUGGCCACCCUGUCCAGCUCCAGCAGCUCCAGCACGUCCAGCAGCUCCAGCGAGGGCAGCACGGGCAGCAGCACGGGCAGUGCGGGAGGCCACGAGGGCGACAUGCCCUUCGCCCGGCCCACAGGAGCCCGGCGCAGCCUCAGGAACUUACGCACGAAGCUGGACCCCCGCAACUGGAUGCAGAGCCAAGUUUGACGCACAGCCAUCCCUACCCUCAUCCGCACCCUCACCCUCACACUCACAAUCACGCAUAGCAUUACAUUUAGAAGGAAAAAAAAAACUGAGCAACUGUUGAGAAGAAGAAGAAUUUCUUGUCUCUUUCAUUUCCCUGGGAACGAACUGGAAUGAUUAAGGGCCGAAGACUGUCCGUAUAAUGACAGAAUGGGAGCAGGCCAGACGCAAACAAAACGCAGGUCUAUAUGACAUGGGAGAUUACCUUCUUAUCACUUGGGAGUCAACCAUUGCACAAUGUUUACUCACGUGUAAUACCUACAGGUUUCACAAGGUGAUUCUUUAGAUUCUUUGAGCCCUUUAGUGUCAAACUGGAAAACAAAUCAGCAUCCACAUCAUCCCUCAUGAGCCAAUAAUAAGUCCUGCUGGUGCCAUGUUCAGGUCACUCCCCCUGUCCUGAGAAUGGAAACCCUUAGGGAGAUGUGGUUGGUAUCGCUUCCUUUAAGUUAAGCAUUAUGGGUACUACACAGACUCCCAAAGAUUGUGUACAUUUGAGCUUAACGGAAGGCUCAGUGGAAUUCACACAGACUGUGCAACUACUUUAAACUCACCACAUACUAAUAAUACUGUGACUAUACUCAACUGUUGUUAACCCAAAUGCAGGUUUAUCCUUGAGGUGUACCCUUAGUUGCUGUAAAUCUAAGACUGUAACAGAAAAAAAAAGUUGUUUUAAUAACUCAAUAAUGAUAACAUUAAGAAUUUCUCUUAGAUUUCUUCUCAACACAAAACGUAAUGUUAGCCUUGAGACUGUCCCUAAGUAGAGGAGAUGUGGGAGACCUCUCCCUCCCUGGUAAAUGCAUGCCUGUGCUUUUGAGAAGAGCAGAGAGCAGAGCAUGAGUCCCCUUACUUCUGGUCACCUGACUAAGUGCGAUUGCAUCAGCUCCACUACCUGCUACUGUGAUACCCUCAGGGCUACGCCAUUUUAUAAGGUCUCCCCAGAGUGUCCCCAGAGAACUUCCCAUAUUUUGAAGUACCUCAUAUUAAUGUACAUGCAGUACACACACUCACUACACCCUUUACUUCCCCAGAGAAAUGUUAAGCCCUCUGUACAUAUGGAUCACAUUAACGCUGCAGCAGCCUGAGGUUUUUAUAUAAUUUUUGUGCAAUAGAGAGUAUUGCUUUGUUUCUAUUCAAAUGGGAUUCAUUUGUUUUUCUCUUUUCGUUCAGAAAGUUGCAUCACUUAAAAUGAACGAAAUGUACACAAAGUCAGAAAUUCAGCUGUGGUGAUCAGAUGUAUAUGAUAGGACACUCUUAAUGAUGAACCACAUUUAGUUAGUUUAUGUGAAAACAGAUUUUAGCUGAAUCAGCUGAACGCAGUUUACCAUAAAGAUAAAUUCAAUAGUGUCCUUGUCUCCAACAAGACAAACAAAUACACAGUGGAUUGAAAGUAUGCAAUUUAGGAAAUGUCUAUAAGUUAAUAUAAAUAUGGAAUAUAAAUUUUAUUUCAUUUGGCUCUCGAUUGUGAGCAUUGUCAUCAUAGUAGAUGUAAAUGAGAUGAAAGAUUGUAAUUAUGAAAUUGGCCGGUUUCCAUGGAUCCUUAAUCUAACAGAGUAUCCUAUUGUCCCAUAACUCUUUUACAGUGACUAUAAAAUAUGCCUCUGCAUCGAUGCAGACAGCGAGCAUGUUACACGGUUAUGAAGACUGUCCAGUGGCCAGCAUGACCCAGUGACUUGCUUUAUGAACACUCUCUACUUACUGUACCAUACAGUCAUAUCAGCCUUUGUUAUUAUUGUAAAGUUUUGUAAUCUAACAUUUUAUUUGUUCCUUUUAUGUUAAAUUGUUCAUGUAUUUUGUUAUAAAUUCUGAUAUAUUAUAUUGAUAUAUUAUUUUAUCAGUUACAGGCAUAACUGUUCUGUCAGAAAUAACACUGAUUGUUAACACCUGUGCUUGGUUAUUGGUCAGCAGGCUGUCUGCAUGCACGUUACUCUUUAAAGAGAUCAAACUUUAAGAGGAAGAAGCUAACUCCGUACAUAGCCCUAACAAUAAAUUAUUCAUGAAGUAAAUAACUACACAAUUGUCUCCUACUCU
Messenger RNA from Alosa alosa (allis shad), 4218 nucleotides. It is a transcript of the gene rtkna, whose product is annotated as rhotekin a. Gene Ontology annotation, biological process: mitotic cytokinesis; septin ring organization; signal transduction. The record is from RefSeq and is a predicted model, not a curated record. Gene Ontology annotation, cellular component: actomyosin contractile ring. Lineage: Eukaryota; Metazoa; Chordata; Actinopteri; Clupeiformes; Clupeidae.